CAGUUCAGCUAAAACGAACAGACCUAUGUUGUGUGUGUGUCAAUACAACUGUAUGGAACGUAAAAUACACAACAAUGAAGGAUACGUAUUCGGUGAUAUCGCCUAAACUUGCCGGAGGACCUAAGGGACUGGGUGAUCCUGACGACAAAAGCUUGAGGAAGGUGGAGAAAGAUGUCCUGAUACCCAAGUUGAUGCGUGAUAGAACUAAAACGGAAAAAUGCAUUAAAGAAGUUAAAGAAUUCCAUGACUGCUGCCUCAAUUCAGGAUUGUUAAACGUAGUAAAGUGUAGAAAAGAAAAUGAAAUCAUGAAAUCGUGCAUGGAAAAGUGGUUCUACAAUCAAGACUUUAUCAAAGAAUGUACAGAACAAUAUCUAAAUGAAAGAAGUGAAUUCAGAAAGACUGGAAUUCCUAAAAAGCAAAGAAAUACCAGAAUAGAAGCAUCAUUAUAAACAUAGGGAUAAUAAAUAGAUGAUACCAGGAUUGUUUACAUUGUCCAAAUUUUUUACAAGUAUAUAAUAUAUAUGAUAUUUGUAAUUAAUAUCUGGACAAUUCUCUUUUAGUAGAAAAGCCAUGAAAUAUUGUGCGAGUUGCUUCAAAUGUAGUUGGAAAAGCUAAAUGGAUAAUUGGAAGUUAAAAUAAUAUUAAUUCUUAGAUAGAUUCUUGUAAUGCAUUCAAUCAUUGUUGUGCAUUCAAUUCUUGUACAGUAAACUCUUGCAUUGCAAACUAUUUAAGUGCCCAUAAAGUGAACUUUUGGACUGUUCAUUCACAUGUAUAUGUCUACAUAAAUAUACUGUGCAACAUUUUCAUUCUUUUUCA
Messenger RNA from Cataglyphis hispanica, 816 nucleotides. RefSeq names its product COX assembly mitochondrial protein homolog. The transcript has 3 exons. Gene Ontology annotation, cellular component: mitochondrion. Lineage: Eukaryota; Metazoa; Arthropoda; Insecta; Hymenoptera; Formicidae. The coding region runs from base 75 to 449 and encodes 124 amino acids. The record is from RefSeq and is a predicted model, not a curated record.